Messenger RNA from Lucilia sericata (common green bottle fly), 876 nucleotides. RefSeq names its product chorion protein S36 (gene Cp36). The transcript is spliced from 2 exons. The coding region runs from base 70 to 876 and encodes 268 amino acids. The record is from RefSeq and is a predicted model, not a curated record. Lineage: Eukaryota; Metazoa; Arthropoda; Insecta; Diptera; Calliphoridae.
AAGCAGUAAAAGUUGUGGGUUUUUAAGAGAGAGCCUAACCCCUCAAACAAACGUAAAAUUUUAGUAAUCAUGAAUCCUCAUUUAAUUUUAGCAUUUGUUGCCAUUGCUUUACCGUUUGCAGCUGCUGGCUAUGGUCACGCUCCGUAUGGUCAAGGCGGCUAUGCUGGCAAUGGUGUUGAAGAACUUAUUAAUGCUGCUACUGCCAACCAACAAGCUGCUGCUUCACUUACCGCCACCGCCGAUGUUAGUGCCUCACCCGCCGCUCAAGCUGGUUUAGCUCAAGCCAAUGCCCAGCUCCAAGCUUUGAAUGCCAAUCCCUCCUAUCAAAAUCUCAAAAAUUCAGAUACUAUUGCUGAGACUUUGGCUGAAAACACUUUGGCUUCGAAUAUACGUCAAGGCAACAUCAAUGUGGUGGCUCCCAAUGUUGUGGGACAAACCGCAUUCCGUUCCCUCUUGGUUCCUCAAGGUUUAAACAAUCAUCAAGUUAUUGCCACACAACCUCUACAACCCAUUAUUGUCAACCAACCUGGUUCACCCCCCGCUCAAAUUAGCAGUGGUCCCCCGGCUGUUGUUAGAGCUGCUCCCGUUGUAUAUAAAUUGAAACCUUCCAUCAUCUAUCAACAAGAAGUUAUAAACAAAGUACCCACACCACUUAGCCUCAACCCAGUAUAUGUUAAAGUGUACAAACCCGGCAAGCAAGUUGAUGCUCCCGUUUCCGCCCCUGCUUAUGGUCAAGCUGCCAGUUCUUUUGGUGGUAGUUCAUCAGCUGGUGCCUCUGCUGGAGUUGGUGAAGUUUCAUUUGGUGGUGCUCAAUACGCUGGUGCAGCUCAGUAUGUAGCUCCUCAACCUGCCUAUGGAGCUCAGCCAGCAUAUUGA